AGAAACGCCGCGCCCGAAUGACGUUUUCGGCAGGUCUUAAUUUUAGUUUGGGGGACAGGGCCGCCAUUUUUGAUGACGUAGAACACACGUUGCUGCAUGGCGUUGACCCGCGUUUGAAGUAAAGUACACUGUAAAGCGGUGCAGAGUGUGAGUUUAACCUGCGUGUGAGAGUUUUACCGAACUGAGAGCUCUCAUAACAGAGUGUCCCACAUGUCCUCUUCAGCUGCGGUGCCAUCAAAGAGUGAAGCUUGGUUUGCUUACAUGACGUCUAGUCGUCUAGGCUUCCUGCGUCCGUUGCUCUACUACAUCAGAAGCCCCGUUGUGAGCAGCGCGCGAGUGCCUCCUCUCACUCAACAUCUCUGCCCCCAUGUUGUCGUCUCUCCACCUUGUUACGCCCGCCAUUACGCUACGAAGAAAAGUAAAGCCAAAGCGAAGAGCCAGACUGGUAAAGUGAGCAUCAACGCCGCCCUGGUGGAGAAUAUCAUCAGCCUGGACGAGGUGAAGGAAGACAUGGCUGCCGUGCUGGCUACGCUGAAGGAUGACUUCAGCCGAAACCUGGGCAUCAGAACCUCGCCAGGUGCGCUGGACCACAUCACCGUGAGCACCAAGGACGGUAAAUUCCCUCUGAACCAACUCGGACAGAUCUCCAUGAAAUCUCCACAGCUCAUCGUCAUCAACAUGGCCAGCUACCCCGAGGCCACAGCAGCAGCCACCCGUGCUCUACAGGAGAGCAGCAUGAAGCUGAACCCAGAGGUGGAUGGCACCAUCAUCAGGGUCCCCAUUCCCAAGGUGACUCGGGAACACAGGGAGAACCUAACCAAGCUGGCGAAGCAGUUUAGCAACAAGGCCAAGGAGUCGGUGAGGAGGGUUCGCUCCAACGCCCUGGCGCAGGUGAAGAGGAGUAAAGAGGGCGUGUCCGAGGACACCAUCCACCUGAUAGAAAAGCAGGUUCAGCAGAUGGCGGACGCUUUCGCAGCAGACAUCGACAAACAACUCGCCUCUAAAACCAAAGAGCUCCUGGGCUGACACGGACUCUUUAACGAAGCUUUCCAACGUCGUUUAUUUCGGGUGUCAUUUCAGGAGUCGGAAGCCGGACAUCCCGAAAAAAACGAGCGGAACUGUUUUUUUUUUGUUUUUUUUUUUUAACCAGCCCCCCCCCAUCCCCCCCGUCAAACUAAACAUCCCGUAACCAGCGCGGUGAUUAAACCGGACUGUAGAAGGCAGCGAUUGGGGCGUUGUUUGUUUGUGUGUUUUUUAAUCGCGUGUAAACAAACGUCGCCAUGGCACGGCAGCGGCUGUCGGAGGCCACGCCCAUCCUCACAUCCUCACAUCCUCAAACAAACAGCCGGGAGGACAGAUGAAGUUUUAAUGUGGUUCUGGGGUUCCUCCCUGCUAAUCAGAGCGAUGCCACACGGCCGCGUUUACGUAAGAAAGUGUAAACUCGUCAGUCUUUACAGGACGGAGCUCGUAAUAAACCCUUCGUUUCCCUACAUAGCUGCUGUUUUGUUUCUGUUUUUUUAAAUAAAAUACGGAGAUUUUUUGUUACCAGUUCAGUCGUGUUUUGUCUUUUGGUUUGUUUUUUUUUUUGUUUUGUUUUUUUUAAAGGUGACAUUUAUCUCGCACAUGCACCAAACCUGAGCUAUUACAUUGUGUACUUACAUUUCGAGAGGUACACAGCGCAAGGGAAACAUCAGGGUGACUGAAUAAACAGGCGUUUAAACGAGGCAGUCCACAGGCGGGUUUUCUCCGAGGCCAGGUCCAUAUGUCAGUAAUUUGGGGGCAUUGUGUAUCUUGGCCUGGACUGGAGGCUCAUGAUCGAUGAAAGGGGUGAAAAUCCCGAGUCGCUGGCUCCGUGCACCGGCUUGAAAAUUGCUUUCAGCUGAUAGCUUCACUUCGCUUUACAUUUAUCACGCGGAUUGCGGUGCGUCUCUCCCUCUCUCUCUGUUUACAGCCGCCCUGACGGAGGCGAUCGGGAAGGCGGGAGCCGGGGCCGAAUGUUUUUCCUUCUGUGUCGCUGAAAAUAUACACGCGUAAAUUGACUCUAAACUUUCGGGAUCGUAAAAGUCUCGCUGUCGAUUACCCGCUCGUCUCGGGCACGUCUUAACAUUCUAAAACCGCGUGGGGAAACAAAAUGGCCGCUCCCUUUUUUUGGCAGCUCGAUCUGAGAAACCGGGACGAAAGUGAUGGAGCGGUGCGGAUUCGGUUCAGUUAUUUAGAUGACUGUUUAUACUACAGAAAGUGUUGAUGAUUCAUCUUCUCUACAGCAGCUCUGAAAGUAGUUCUGACCGUUACGCCAAUCGCAGGUUCAUAUUAAGGCGCUCGUCGUAACACGUUGGCGUUUCUAUAGUAACGGCUCGUUCACGGAGACUUGGACCGAUUUUGCGGCAGCUUCUUUCACGCGCCUUUCGAAAUCGGCGGAAUUGUUCCGCGCACGCUUUCGCAGUGAUGCUCGUCGGUCAGCGAGACCUAUCGGCUGCACUCGUGUUCGACGCACGUGAAUCGAAGGGCGCGUCACGUGACGCGUCUUGGCCCGGAUCUGCGCUAAUUUUCGAAAACAAAU
This is a messenger RNA of Ictalurus furcatus (blue catfish), 2560 nucleotides long. RefSeq names its product ribosome-recycling factor, mitochondrial-like. The transcript has 8 exons. NCBI's taxonomy places the organism in Eukaryota, Metazoa, Chordata, Actinopteri, Siluriformes, Ictaluridae. Gene Ontology annotation, biological process: translation. Bases 211 to 1026 code for a protein of 271 amino acids. The record is from RefSeq and is a predicted model, not a curated record. Gene Ontology annotation, cellular component: mitochondrion. Gene Ontology annotation, molecular function: ribosomal large subunit binding.